AUGGAUUUGAGAAACGAACAGGAUGAGGCGAAAAGAGAAACACCUGCAGUCACGUGGACAAGAGCACCAGAAGUGGAUCAGACCGCCAAAACGUCGGGCCAUGAGCUGACGGAGAGGCUGCAGCAGUGCCAAAGAGACCGCCAGGAAGUGAACCUGAUGCUCCACACCGUAACUCAAGAUCAGCGUGUGCGUCCUGCUGUGUGUGUAGACCCCAGGUGCAGUGUGUGUCCUGACGGCUGGCUGUGGUGGGGGGGUCACUGCUACUUCUUCUCAGUGGGACAGCAAGAUGAUCGUAGCUGGAUAGAGAGCUCAGAGUUCUGCCUGCAGCUCAACAGCAGCCUGGCCGUCAUCAGAGACCCCGCAGAGAUGGAGUUUAUCCAAGGUGUGAUGAGCCGGUUCCCCCUCUUUCCCUUCCUGUGGGUGGGACUGACGGACGCUCAGCAGGAGGGGCUGUGGCUGUGGGGGGACGGGGGGGACGUCCAGCAAUACAUGCCGGUGACGGUGGAGUGGGAUGCUGAAGACAGGGACUGUGCAGACCUGCGGGGGGGCGGCAGUCUCUUUGCCUCCAGCUGUGAGGCUUACGGACCCUGGGCUUGUAAGAGAGGCUCCUGA
This is a messenger RNA of Notothenia coriiceps (black rockcod), 612 nucleotides long. NCBI's taxonomy places the organism in Eukaryota, Metazoa, Chordata, Actinopteri, Perciformes, Nototheniidae. The record is from RefSeq and is a predicted model, not a curated record.